Messenger RNA from Ectocarpus siliculosus, 1571 nucleotides. The record is from the annotation of a GenBank genome assembly. Lineage: Eukaryota; Phaeophyceae; Ectocarpales; Ectocarpaceae.
UUUGCUGUGUGUCUUGUGUGUGUAGGUGCUCAGUGCAGCCCGGCUUCCUCCACUGCUUGUUCUUGUGUCUCCUUCAUUCCGACUGUGCCCGUGCCCCCGUCCAUGGAUGUCGUUGGUGCGAAAUUUUAGGUAGAGGCUCGACGUGGGCGUUUUGUGUAACUACAUGCACACCUAUAUUCAUGGCUAUCUCGGAGACAGCAGCAGGUGCUGAUGACCGCCCAACAACAACCGCUGGUGUCCGCCCGGAAAGGACAAAGAAGCGCAAACGCUUCCCUCACGGCAACUACACAGGCUACUACAAUACCCGCUACGGGAUUGAUGGCUCUGGCGCUUCUGCCGCCGGUGGCUCCUCAGCCACCGCUGCCGCUCCCCCUCCCGCGGGCGCCCGCGACCCUCGGGUGGGGCUGAUGCGAAGGUCCUGGUUCGAGGGAAAAAAGUGUUUGGACGUCGGCUGCAACGAAGGACACCUCACGCUGGCCCUUGUGAGAACGUUCCGCCCCCGACGGAUGGUGGGUCUGGACAUCGACAGCUACCUGGUGCGACGAGCUCGGAAGGAGCUCUCGAUGGAGAUCAACGCAGCUGCCCAUGCCGGCAAGAGCACAGAGUUCAGGCCGUUGAUGCCGCGUUCUCUGCGCGGUGGCGAAGAUGACGUCGGUGACGAGGAGCAAGCCACUCCUGCCACCGCGUCCAUCCCCGUAGCGCGUCCCGAUGAAGAAGCACAUGGGGCGGAUAGCAGCACCCCGAAGCUAAAGGCAAACGCUGGUGGCGAAGGUGAUGCUAGUGGCGUUAGCGGUGGUGCAAGGUCCACUGAACCAGAAGUGCAUGUGCCCGGCCGGAAAAACGAGUGUCGUGACUCGCGGAAGGGGUCUGUGGGAGCGGCAAGCGAGAGUGUGGCGCUGCCAGAAUCACGCGGGGGUGGCACGACGGGCGGCGCGGCUGCGGGCUCCACUUCCGUUGGUACAGAGAUUGAUCCCGUUCGGAAGGACAGGGACACAAGGAAACCAGUAGCUACUGUUGGAGGUAGCCUAUCAGACACACACGAAGGGGGUAACGAUGCUACUGCCGACGACACUACCAGCGGAUCUACCGUUGCUGAGGCCGCCACCGUCGUCGCUGUCGCCGCUGCCGGCGUGGUCGCCGAUGCCGCCGCCGACCCCGACGCAAGAGUGUUGUCCGGGUGCACAGUUUCGUUUCGCUGCGAGGACUUCGUCGCCGAAGCCCACGGUGACCACGGCUACGACGUCGUGUGUCUGUUCAGCGUGGUAAAGUGGAUGCACAUCAACGGCGGGGACGAGGCGUUGCGGGGUGUGUUUCGAAAGACGUACAGUCUGCUACGGCCUGGUGGUAGGCUCAUCUUGGAACCUCAGCCAUGGAAAACGUACAGGAAGAGUGCCCGCCAGCAUGGAUUGCCAGAGGCCGCAGUUAUAGUCGGGACCAUAAAGCUUCGUCCUCAGGACUUCCCUGCCUACCUCACGGGAGAGGUGGGGUUCCGCUCCUGGGAGGAGGUCGGGCUGCCGGCGGAAGGCGUAGGAGGAUUCGCAAAAAGGAGCGUACAUGUGUUCGUGAAGUAA